UCGGCAGGGCCGGGCAGGCUCGGGGAUCUCCCGUCGGUUCCUCGCUCCUGGUCCCCGCUGGGCCCGAGGGGAACCGGGAGCCGACAGGGCCCGGCCCAGGGCUCUCGCGGGGCAGCGGGGGAGGCAGCUGUCUCUUGAAGGGUUGCGACCUCCGGCGGGAGCUUGAGGCGGGGCCGAGACCUAGAGCGCGUCUCUGGGGGCAGCUGCCGGGUCCAGGGAUACUGCCCGAGGGCGGUAGCCUACCUGUUGGGCAGGUUGUUUCCUGCCCUGGGGCCGGCAUGGUCGAGCUGUCAGCCAAAGAACUUCACGGCUCCCCGCCCCUUGGGCCCUCUGACUGAAGGCGACUGACACAGUUGAAUAAGGCAGUGAUUGCACUGCGUGGUAGAAAAAAUACUGUUAAUAGGUACCACUUACUGAUUGUUGGCCCUGUGCUCAGUAAAUCCUUUACGCACGUUUAACUCUCGUGGUGAUCCUUUCAAGGUGGUAUUAUUCACCCCCAUUUUACGAAUAAGGUCACUGAGGCUUAGCAAGUUUAAGUAACUCGCCCAAGGUCGUAAAGUGAUGGAUCCCAAUCUUAGUCUCGUUCCAGAGACCAUGUACUAAACCAGCAGCCUUCCCGAUUUUUAGCGCGCUAUACGUGUUGGUGAGGAUGGAAUAGGUCAUAGGUGCCUUAACAAGGAAGAAAUUCAUUUGUUUUAGGAUUUUAUUCAGCAUGCAUGCAGUCCUGAUUGGCCAUUAGCUCUGGAAAGGAAGAGAAAUGGAAGUGAAAAAGUUGAGCAUUUCCUGGCAGUUCUUGCUAGUUCUGGUUCUGAUCCUGCACAUUCUCUCUGCGUUGGAUUUUGACCCAUACAGAGUCCUAGGGGUCAGCCGAACAGCCAGUCAGGCUGAUAUUAAAAAGGCUUAUAAGAAGCUCGCCCGGGAAUGGCAUCCUGACAAAAACAAAGAUCCUGGAGCAGAAGACAAGUUCAUUCAAAUUAGCAAGGCUUACGAGAUUCUUUCCAAUGAAGAAAAGAGAUCAAAUUACGAUCACUAUGGAGAUGCUGGAGAGAAGCAGGGCUACCAGAAGCAGCAGCAGCAGCGAGAGUACCGCUUCCGCCAUUUCCACGAGAAUUUUUAUUUUGAUGAGUCUUUUUUUCAUUUCCCUUUUAAUUCUGAGCGGCGGGACUCAAUUGACGAAAAGUAUUUAUUGCACUUUUCACAUUAUGUCAAUGAAGUGGUUCCAGAUAGCUUCAAGAAACCCUACCUCAUUAAGAUCACCUCAGACUGGUGCUUUAGCUGCAUCCAUAUCGAGCCUGUUUGGAAAGAAGUGGUUCAAGAACUGGAAGGAUUGGGUGUGGGAAUCGGCGUGGUCCAUGCCGGGUACGAGAGACGCCUGGCCCAUCACCUGGGAGCGCACAGCACACCCUCCAUCCUAGGAAUCAUAAACGGGAAAAUCUCCUUCUUCCAUAACGCAGUUGUCCGCGAGAACCUCCGACAGUUUGUAGAGAGUCUUCUUCCGGGGAACUUGGUGGAGAAAGUUACAAAUAAAAAUUAUGUCAGAUUCCUGUCCGGCUGGCAGCAAGAGAAUAAACCACACGUCCUCCUAUUUGACCAAAUGCCCGUUGUGCCGCUGCUGUACAAGUUGACUGCUUUUGCGUACAAAGAUUAUGUAUCGUUUGGAUAUGUAUAUGUCGGUUUGAGAGGGGCGGAAGAGAUGACGAGACAGUACAACGUCAACGUCUAUGCCCCCACCAUCCUGGUCUUUAAAGAACACACAAACAAGCCUGCAGAUGCCAUCCAGGCCCGAGGUCUGAAGAAACAGGUCAUUGACGACUUCAUCACCCAGAACAAGUAUCUAUUGGCAACCAGGCUCACCAGCCAGAAGUUGUUCCAAGAGCUCUGCCCUGUGAAGCGGUCUCACCGACAGAGGAAGUAUUGUGUGGUUUUACUGACCGCCGAAGCUACCAAGUUAAGCAGACCCUUUGAGGCCUUCCUGUCCUUUGCCCUGGCAAACACACAGGACACAGUGAGAUUCGUGCACGUCUACAGCAAUCGGCAGCAGGAGUUUGCCGACACCCUACUACCGGACAGUGACACCUUUAAAGGGAAGUCAGCGGUGGCUAUCUUAGAGAGGCGCAACACGGCAGGAAGGGUGGUAUAUAAAACCCUGGAGGAUCCCUGGACGGGCAGUGAGAGCGAUAAAUUCAUCCUUUUGGGUUAUCUCGACCAACUGCGGAAAGACCCAGCUCUGCUGUCCUCGGAAGCUGUGCUCCCCGACUUGACCGAUGAACUUGCCCCUAUUUUUCUCCUUCGGUGGCUAUACUCUGCUUUUGACUACAUCUCAGACUGCUGGGAUAGCAUAUUUCACAACAACUGGCGGGAAAUGAUGCCCCUGCUGUCGCUGGUCUUCUCUGCCCUCUUCAUCCUCUUCGGCACCGUCAUCGUUCAGGCUUUCAGUGACUCAAACGAUGAGCGAGAGUCAAACCCCCCAGAUAAAGAGGAAGCCCAUGAGAAGGCCGGGAAGACUGAGCCAAGCUUCUCCAAAGAAAACAGCAGCAAGAUUCCUAAAAAAGGCUUUGUGGAGGUAACGGAACUCACAGAUGUGACAUACACCAGUAACUUGGUACGCCUGAGGCCAGGCCACAUGAACGUGGUCCUCAUCCUGUCAAAUUCCACCAAGACCAGCCUACUGCAGAAAUUCGCUUUGGAGGUCUACACGUUCACUGGGAGCAGCUGCCUACACUUCUCCUUCCUGAGUCUAGAUAAACACAGAGAGUGGCUAGAAUACUUAUUAGAGUUUGCUCAAGAUGCAGCCCCGAUUCCAAACCAGUAUGAUAAACAUUUCAUGGAGCGCGACUACACUGGGUAUGUCCUGGCUCUGAACGGCCACAAGAAAUACUUCUGCCUCUUCAAGCCCCAGAAAACGGUCGAAGAGGAGGAAGCCAUGGGGUCCUGCAGUGAUCUUGACUCUUCCCUCCAUCCGGGUGAAUCUCGAGGGAAGUCUCCCUGUGGCCUUGGAUCCAGGCCCAUCAAAGGAAAAUUGAGCAAGCUGUCCUUGUGGAUGGAGCGCCUGUUGGAAGGCUCCUUACAGAGGUUUUAUAUCCCGUCAUGGCCUGAGCUAGACUGAGAGGACUUCAAAAAGAGACUUGAACUCUUCAGACUGUUUAACAGGCCCCUGUGAACAGGUAUUUUCAGGACUCAAACUAUCACAAUGAACAGAGUAUAGAUUUUAGAUUAUUCUUCUAGAACAAUGGCUAGAAGAAUCUUUCCUUUGUCCUCUUCUAACCUAGGAGUGAAAAGCACCACAAGUUGAACUCCCUAGGUCAAAAUAUCUUCCUUUGGGUUUUUUCCCUCAUUUGAAUGCCGCACUAUUUAAAACAGACUGCUCCUUCCCUCUUCCUUUGUUGUCCCCGUCACGUGCACAUGCCACCCUCCCCUGUCCAGCCUCUGUGCUGUGGGAGAAGCACAGAGCUCAACGCUGCAGCAGGACCCGGACGGACCCUCAGGAGCCUGGCGUGCUGGUCGGGUCUGUUCCUUGCCCUCUCUGCCCGCCUCCUGGCCCCCGCUGUGCCUCUGCCACGGUGCAUGCUGUAACAGUGGAACAACCCACAGCAGCUUCUAGGCCCUGCAUCCUGAAAGAGGCCUAGUUCCAGGCAAUCUUACAUUUUGUGGUUUUCCUGGUAGUAAGUGGCUAAAAGUCUAUUUUGGGGGUAUCCCCCUACAGCAGUCUGUCAGCCACAGUUUUAAAAGAAUACGGAUGAUUAGGGGUUCUGCACAUGAGUUUGGUUUUCUUCCCAAGACAAGGGAAGGGAGGGCUGGGCUGUGACUGAAGUGACCCCUUUGUGAGUGUCUUAUUAUAGCAGCCUCCACAGCACUAGCUAGAGCCGGGGAGGGGUCCACGCGGCAAGGAGGACUGUGAUGGCUUUGAGCCCUUCACGUGUACGUUUUCAGAUGCCUUUCUGCCUCUGUCGAUUUUAGGGGAUGGAUAUUAGGAGCCAUAACUCGUAGUCUUGUUCUCUGAACGUAGAGAUAAGCUGCUAUAAGCCAGUAGAUGUUAAACUGAAGACACAUUAUUCAUCUGCCAUGAGUCAGGCGCGAGGAACCUCUUCCCUCCAGGGGUGUCUCUUUAGUAAUAUCAGACAUGUCUGUGUAUGAAGGAAGCGAGCGUUCCUCAGCAACUGUAUUUUGAACACCGUCACCCUAAGAGUGCUGUGUCUUCAAGUCCUCUUUGUGACAAGUCAACCAAGACUUGUUCCUGUUUUGCAAAAGGCUUACUUUGAGCUUCUGGCCUAUGUUUGAUGGUUCAUCUUAAUUGUUUUCACUCUUACCUUACAACUGCUUCACCAGUAACAGGCUCAGACCUAUCAUCAGCACCCCAGCUUGCUGAGCUCCGCUGCGCGACGGGCUCCAGGCUGAAUCACACCAGCCACUUAGUGAGCUUACCUUUUCUUUUUAAGGCAAAGCCACCAAAGGAGUCUGGACAGCCUCAAAGAGUGGUCUGUUCAAAUGUGAGAGCAGAUUGCCCUUUUGUAAAGUAAAGGGUCAAAAUCAGCGAUGGGGCAAAAUAAGUUAGUAUUUUCUUUAAUUAUAAUUGCUUUAAAUUAAACCAUUUGGAUCCUGAAUAAUUCAAAUGUCGAGCUACAGUAGCAAGUAGUAAAUUAUUUGGGUCCAGGAAUUCCUAUAGUUUUAAUGGGAUCUAUAGCUUUAUUAAAAAAAAAUAAAUCACUGCCAGGCUUCAUUUUUCCACAUGAUCCUCUAAAAACGGAUGCUCACUCUGUUGCCAUCUCUCAUGGCACCCGGCCCAGGCAGAAGUGACCAAGGGAUUCGUUUGGCCCCUUGAUGGCACCAGUCCUGAAAAGUCUCUGCUGCGUCUUUUAUGGCCAGGUUGCUCGUACUUGGGUUCAGUGGUAGGUUUUCAUUUUUAAAUUCUGAUACUAAUGGAAUUCCUGACCUUAAUUUCUGAAAACCAAAAACUCCCCAGAGUUGUUCAUUUAAAAAAUUUCUAUCAUUAAAAUAAAAAGUACCUUCAGAGAGCUGCGCCUCCCAUCUGUACUAGGACAGGAAAGUAAUAAUAGGAUUGGAAACAUUCCUGGCAAAUAUUUCAGUCCAAAGAUUGUACAGAUCUGUUUAUGGUUUGGUAGGUACGUCCCCCAAGAGGAUGCUAGGGAGGUUUUAUUUUAAAUUGAACUUUACCCUUGACCACCAGGCCUUCCCUCCAGAAUGUUGUUUGCAUGAAUUUGUUUACUUUUGUGUCAAAUGGAUGAGCCGUUGUCAUGCUCAGCCAAUGCCACCAUUUCCCUUUCUGAUUUCCCUUUCUGAUAUGUGUCAUCACUCAGACCCAAUGCCACCAUUUCCCUUUCUGAUUCCCCUUUCUGAUAUGUGUCAUCACUCAGACCCAAUUUGGGUUUCAAGUUACCGUCCUAGUCUUUGAAUAUCUUUAAACUGACAACAUUGAUAUUUUUUAAGGUAGAUUUUUCUCAUUGAUACAGACUAUGCAUCAUGUUUAGCAGAUGGGAUGAAAACUGGCCUAAAACAAGUCUCUGUAGAAUACACGCCCAUUUAAAAAAUAUUUUUUUAUUGCCCAGAUGUCUGUUGCACAGUUGGUCUGACAUAGAGGUCGUCAGCUCCUACUAAGCAAUUUCAGUGAGCAGGACUGCCCCAACUUCAGUAGGCUCCACGGUCUCACUGCCAUCACUUCACCAUGAAAAUUUGGUUGUAGUUUUCAAAUAAUAGGUUUAUUUCCUCCUCAUUCAGUAUAUAAAUGUUUUCCUGAUAUAAAAAGAAAUGGGACCUGAUUAUGUUUUAAGUGAUUUGCUUUAUUUGAGAAAAGGGAUUAGAAGCAAACAUUCAGACUUUUUUUUUUAAAGUAAAAUUCUUUAAAAGCUGAUGCACAGCUCUUUACAGAUGAAACGUUGCUCACAUCCAAAUACCUGACAUCGUCCCUUGAAAACAAACGCAGCGUGGCAGCUGCUGAGUCUGUCUGAUUUGUCAAGGAGGAUAAUUAUGCUUUCGAGACAGAUCUGAAAAGAAGGUGAAUAUUUUGCACUUUUGAUACUCUUAGGAACAAAUAACUUAUUUGGCAAAUGGUGUCUUUUUAUGUUGUUUUGUUUGUUUUGUAUCGGGAUCAGGCACUGAAGCUGAUGUCAUUUUUGUUUGAAGAAUAUCACAGACUGGAAGCAGAAAUAAACUGUUUUAAUGUCUGA
Messenger RNA from Equus caballus (horse), 6182 nucleotides. RefSeq names its product DnaJ heat shock protein family (Hsp40) member C16 (gene DNAJC16). The record is from RefSeq and is a predicted model, not a curated record. NCBI's taxonomy places the organism in Eukaryota, Metazoa, Chordata, Mammalia, Perissodactyla, Equidae.